Neofelis nebulosa (Clouded leopard) is the source of this 5477-nucleotide messenger RNA. RefSeq names its product SWI/SNF related, matrix associated, actin dependent regulator of chromatin subfamily c member 1 (gene SMARCC1). The transcript is spliced from 28 exons. Gene Ontology annotation, biological process: positive regulation of DNA-templated transcription. The coding region runs from base 85 to 3402 and encodes 1105 amino acids. Gene Ontology annotation, molecular function: histone binding; nucleosomal DNA binding. The record is from RefSeq and is a predicted model, not a curated record. Lineage: Eukaryota; Metazoa; Chordata; Mammalia; Carnivora; Felidae. Gene Ontology annotation, cellular component: npBAF complex; nBAF complex; SWI/SNF complex.
GCUGCGCGCGCGCGCGCGCGGGUGCGAACGGGGAACAUUGCGAGGGCCGGGCCGGGCCGGGCGGUGGGACGACGGACGGCGACGAUGGCCGCGGCGGCGGGCGGCGGCGGGCUGGGGGCGGCGGCGGGCGCCGCGGGCGCGGGAGGCGCGGCGGCGGCUGCGGGCCUGGCCGUUUAUCGGCGGAAGGACGGUGGCCCGGCCAGCAAGUUUUGGGAAAGCCCGGAGACGGUGUCCCAGCUGGAUUCGGUGCGGGUCUGGCUGGGCAAGCACUACAAGAAGUAUGUUCACGCAGAUGCUCCUACCAACAAAACUCUGGCUGGGCUAGUGGUACAGCUUCUCCAAUUCCAGGAAGAUGCCUUUGGGAAGCAUGUCACCAACCCGGCCUUCACCAAACUUCCAGCAAAAUGUUUCAUGGAUUUCAAAGCUGGAGGCACCUUGUGUCACAUUCUUGGGGCUGCUUACAAGUAUAAAAAUGAACAGGGAUGGCGUAGGUUUGAUCUACAGAAUCCAUCUCGAAUGGAUCGUAACGUUGAAAUGUUUAUGAAUAUUGAAAAAACAUUGGUGCAGAGCAAUUGUCUGACCAGACCCAGCAUCUACCUCAUUCCAGACAUUGAUCUGAAGUUGGCUAACAAAUUGAAAGAUAUCAUCAAACGACAUCAGGGGACAUUUACUGAUGAGAAGUCAAAGGCUUCCCACCACAUUUAUCCAUAUCCUUCCUCUCAAGAGGAUGAAGAAUGGUUGAGACCGGUGAUGAGAAAAGAUAAGCAGGUGUUAGUGCACUGGGGGUUUUACCCAGACAGCUAUGAUACUUGGGUCCAUAGUAAUGAUGUUGAUGCAGAAGUUGAAGAUCCCCCAAUUCCGGAAAAGCCAUGGAAGGUUCAUGCAAGAUGGAUUUUGGAUACUGAUGUUUUCAAUGAAUGGAUGAAUGAGGAGGAUUAUGAGGUGGAUGAGAACAGGAAGCCUGUGAGUUUUCGUCAGCGAAUUUCAACAAAGAAUGAAGAGCCAGUCAGAAGUCCAGAGAGAAGAGAUAGGAAAGCAUCAGCUAAUGCUCGAAAGAGGAAACAUUCGCCUUCCCCUCCACCUCCAACACCCACAGAAUCCCGGAAGAAAAGCGGAAAGAAAGGCCAAGCUAGUCUUUAUGGGAAGCGCAGAAGUCAGAAAGAGGAAGAUGAGCAAGAAGAUCUUACCAAGGACAUGGAAGACCCAACACCAGUACCCAACAUAGAGGAAGUGGUACUUCCAAAAAAUGUGAACCCAAAGAAAGAUAGUGAAAAUACACCUGUUAAAGGAGGAACUGUGGCAGAUCUAGAUGAGCAGGAUGAAGAAACAGUCACAACAGGAGGAAAGGAAGACGAAGAUCCUAGCAAAGGUGAUCAGAGUCGUUCACUUGACCCAGGAGAAGAUAAUGUGACAGAGCAGACCAAUCACAUUAUUAUUCCUAGUUAUGCAUCAUGGUUUGAUUAUAACUGUAUUCACGUGAUUGAACGGCGUGCUCUUCCUGAAUUUUUCAAUGGGAAAAACAAAUCCAAGACUCCAGAAAUAUACUUGGCAUAUCGAAAUUUUAUGAUUGACACAUAUCGCCUAAACCCCCAAGAAUAUUUAACCAGCACUGCUUGUCGGCGAAACUUGACUGGAGAUGUGUGUGCUGUGAUGAGGGUUCAUGCCUUUUUAGAGCAGUGGGGGCUUGUCAAUUAUCAAGUGGAUCCAGAAAGUCGACCCAUGGCAAUGGGACCUCCUCCUACUCCUCAUUUCAAUGUAUUAGCUGACACCCCUUCUGGGCUUGUGCCUCUACAUCUUCGAUCACCUCAGGUCCCUGCUGCUCAGCAGAUGUUAAAUUUUCCUGAGAAGAACAAGGAAAAACCAAUUGAUUUGCAGAACUUUGGUCUUCGUACUGACAUUUACUCCAAGAAAACCUUAGCAAAGAGUAAAGGUGCUAGUGCUGGAAGAGAAUGGACUGAACAGGAGACCCUUCUGCUCCUGGAGGCCCUGGAGAUGUACAAGGAUGAUUGGAACAAAGUGUCAGAGCAUGUCGGAAGUCGUACUCAGGAUGAAUGCAUCCUCCACUUUCUGAGGCUUCCUAUUGAGGACCCGUACCUUGAGAAUUCAGAUGCCUCCCUGGGGCCCCUAGCUUACCAGCCUGUCCCUUUCAGUCAGUCAGGAAACCCAGUCAUGAGCACUGUUGCUUUUUUGGCAUCCGUGGUGGACCCUCGUGUGGCAUCUGCUGCAGCAAAAGCAGCUUUGGAGGAGUUUUCUCGGGUCCGAGAGGAGGUACCACUGGAAUUGGUUGAAGCUCACGUCAAGAAAGUACAAGAAGCAGCUCGAGCCUCUGGGAAAGUGGACCCCACGUAUGGCCUGGAGAGCAGUUGCAUUGCAGGCACCGGACCUGAUGAGCCAGAGAAGCUUGAAGGGGCUGAGGAGGAAAAAAUGGAAACAGAUACCGAUGUUCAGCAGCCUGAAAAGGCAGAAAACAAAGGGGAAAACGAAACAGAUGAAGGUGAUAAAGCACAAGAUGGAGAAAAUGAAAAACAUAGUGAGAAGGAGCAGGACAGUGAAGUUAGUGAGGAUACCAAAUCAGAAGAAAAGGAAACUGAAGAGAACAAGGAACUCACUGAUACUUGUAAAGAAAGAGAAAGCGAUCUCGGGAAGAAGAAAGUAGAACAUGAAAUUUCCGAAGGAAACGUGGCCACGGCCGCAGCAGCUGCUCUUGCUUCAGCUGCAACCAAAGCCAAGCACCUGGCUGCCGUGGAAGAGAGAAAGAUCAAGUCUCUGGUGGCCCUGCUGGUUGAGACACAAAUGAAGAAAUUGGAGAUCAAACUGCGACAUUUUGAGGAGCUGGAAACUAUCAUGGACAGAGAGAAGGAGGCUUUAGAACAACAGAGGCAGCAGUUGCUUACUGAACGCCAGAACUUCCACAUGGAACAGCUGAAAUACGCUGAAUUGCGAGCCCGACAGCAAAUGGAACAGCAGCAGCAUGGGCAGAACCCUCAGCAGGCACACCAGCACUCAGGAGGACCUGGCCUGGCACCACUCGGAGCAGCGGGGCACCCCGGCAUGAUGCCUCAUCAGCAGCCUCCUCCCUACCCUCUCAUGCACCACCAGAUGCCACCACCUCAUCCACCCCAGCCAGGUCAGAUACCAGGCCCAGGUUCCAUGAUCCCUGGGCAGCCCAUGCCAGGCCGCAUGAUUCCCACCGUUGCAGCCAACAUCCACCCGCCUGGGAGUGGCCCAGCUCCUCCCGGUAUGCCUCCAAUGCCAGGAAACAUCUUAGGACCCCGGGUACCCCUCACGGCACCUAACGGCAUGUAUGCCCCUCCGCCGCAGCAGCCGCCACCGCCUCCGCCGCCCACGGAUGGAGUCCCUCCGCCUCCUGCUCCAGGCCCACCAGCCUCGGCCGCCCCCUAGCCUGGAAGAUGCAGGCCGCGUCCACGCCCGGCGCCACCAGCUGGAGUGCGGAUGACGAGACUUGUGUUCCUCAGCUUCCUUGGGUUUCUUUUAGGAUUUUUCUCCUCACAGCCCCAAGCACGCAUCCCAUAUUUCCCCAUUCCUCUUGCCAGCCCUCUCCAUGCUCUGACACCUCUUGUGUUAGUUCCUCAGCCAGUACACAAGGAGAGGCUUAUGGUGACAGUGUGCCCUGGUCAUCCUGACAGUAGCCCGCAUCCCCCACAGCCUGGUGUGGGGUAUGCGUACAGUUUCUCUGCAGGUCCUGUCAGCAUUAGAUUUUGAUGUCUGUCAUUUUGGCUCCCCCACAGUUUUUUGCUUUGUCUUAUGUGGAUAAUGCUUUAUAAUCAUUAUCUUUUUUUUUCUCCUUUGUCAUUGUUGCUUUAAACGAGAGCAUCCUAAAUUAAUAGGAACCAAAAAAAUGGUGAUGGGCAGAGGGAAUAGCCAAAAGGAACAUACCUAAAGGCAUUAUAAGUGACCUUAUUUCUGCUAACCUGAGCUGAGAUUGGUGCUGAUGAUGAAGUUUCAUGAGACUUUUGCCCCACACAGACGCACCAAAAUUCGAAGAGAUGGGGAAGGGACCCCACUGAUUUUAUUCCCAGCGAGGACCAUGAGGGACCUCCACCCUGAGUAGCGGAACACGCCCCUUCAGUCCCUGGUAGGUAGCGCACAAGCAUUAGAGCAGACCCACUCCAUCCCUGGCCCACCGGUUUGGCUUUCUAUGCAGAUGGUUUGUUGGUUUGGGGGAGGGAUUUGGGGAGGCAUUCCUUAGUUCCCUAGACUAGCCAGGAAAGCUGUAGGAGUCUAGGGCAAUGACUAUCGAAUGAGUCUAGUCCACUAUUCACUGCUUUGUACUCAUUCUUUUUUUCCCUCUUUCAAAAAACCUUUAAAAAGGAAAAAAAAAAGAAAAAAGUAAGUAGAUAGUGCUAAAUAUUCUAGCUCAUGGAACUUGGUUAGGAUGGCUGGGGGUUCAAGUCCCCAAACUACCUCUUGCAGUCCAGGGUGAGUGGGGUUUAGUGAAGCGGUACUUUAGGUUUGGGAUGGGAUUGGAGAAGUGGGGCAGGAUCAAUGGCCUCUCAUACCUUCUCCCUUCCCUUUCUGAGAUCUCACAUUCCAUCUGUCAGGGUUGCCAAGGAGAUGCUGGGGGUACCAAGGAACCCAGUUGGCAAUCAGAGCAUCAUGCUUUUGAGGGCUGGGGUACUCGGAGUGGGAGAUUGGAAUGCCAUUCCAGAGGAAGAGCCACAAAAAUGCCUUAACUUGAGCCCAUUUCAACCCCUGCUGAUGAAUGACUUGAGAGUUCUUGGUUUUCUCUUGUCCUUCCUGCCUUCUGUUCUUCUGUGGAUGGGGGAAGGGUGUGUUUGGUGGAGCUUGAUUUCCAAAGCACCUGGCCUCUUCAUGUCACCCUCUCAAGUGGCAGUUUCAUUAUUUAGAAUGCAAAGUGGAACACCUUUUGGGUAUCUUUUUCUAUAUAUUCUGUAAAGCUUUACAUAUGAGAGGAUGUAGGGAGGUAUUUGUAAAACACCUCAACUUUUUCUCUUAGUAUCAGAAAGCAAAAAAAUAAAUAAAACCACAAUUAAAAUUUGCCUUUCAAACCCUCAGGUGUUGCCUCUAACCAGGUAGCCCCGGUUACCAUCAGAGUACUGGAACCAAGGAGACCUUGUUCCUUUUGUGUGUGUGUUCUAGACUCUCGGAGUGAAAAUGAGCUCGUUCCUGCUGGAGUUUGAUUCCAAUGCAUUUGCCUCCAGAAAGAUCCCAGUGCCUUUUGACAGUGGCCAGGGUUUUUUUUUUCCCUAUUUCCUGCCAGUCUUUCCCAAAGGAAACUCAUUCCAAAUACUUACCUUUUCCACUGGGUUCUUAGAAGGAAAAUGGAAUUCUGGUUCAUACUGUGGUCCCUUGUAACCUCAGGUCUUUAAUGUGAUCGCUUUCAAAUUUAAAAGAUCCAGGUGGAAAUAUUUUUACUAUGCUGGUAACAAUUCUACAGAAUACCUGAAUUCUUAACACUGUUAUGUUUCAAUAUAAGUGGUGACUUUUUCUUUUCA